UGUUUUUCCUUUUCCCGUGUGUGUGAGUGAGCGUGAGUGUUUUAUUUUUGGCCACACGUGCAAGUUGAAAAUUUGUAUUCAUUUUUUUCUGAAUUUUCAUCGUAAAAAAUAAAUCUUAUUUUAAAAAUGGCCAUUACACCUGUUUACAAACCGGAAAUUAUUAAAAAACGAACGAAAAAAUUUCGUCGUCAUCAAUCGGAUCGUUAUCGUAAAUUGAAGCCAAACUGGCGUAAACCAAAAGGUAUUGAUAAUCGUGUUCGUCGUCGUUUCAAAGGACAGAUUUUGAUGCCCAAUAUUGGUUAUGGUUCGGCCAAACAAACCAAACAUAUGUUACCAAAUGGUUUUCGUAAAGUUUUGGUACAUAAUUUGAAGGAAUUGGAAGUACUAAUGAUGAUGAAUCGACGAUAUUGUGCCGAAAUUGCACAUUCGGUUGCAUCGAAAAAACGCAAAGAAAUUGUUGAACGUGCCCGACAAUUAUCAAUCAAAGUGACGAAUGGUGCAGCACGUCUUCGUACUGAAGAAAAUGAAUAAAAAACAUUUUUUAAAAUAAAUUUUUUCUUUCAUUUUGACUAAAAAUAAAAAUCUCAUUUCCCAAUUCGA
Messenger RNA from Dermatophagoides pteronyssinus (European house dust mite), 600 nucleotides. RefSeq names its product Ribosomal protein L32 (gene RpL32). NCBI's taxonomy places the organism in Eukaryota, Metazoa, Arthropoda, Arachnida, Sarcoptiformes, Pyroglyphidae. Gene Ontology annotation, biological process: translation. Gene Ontology annotation, cellular component: ribosome; cytosolic large ribosomal subunit. The record is from RefSeq and is a predicted model, not a curated record. Gene Ontology annotation, molecular function: structural constituent of ribosome.